This is a messenger RNA of Trichobilharzia szidati, 3606 nucleotides long. The record is from the annotation of a GenBank genome assembly. NCBI's taxonomy places the organism in Eukaryota, Metazoa, Platyhelminthes, Trematoda, Strigeidida, Schistosomatidae.
AGAAAAAGUUAUACACUAGCCUCCUACUGGUCGUUGGGAAUGAAUAAUCCAGUUUCAGUGUAUGCUGCAGGUGUACAACAUCAUCUAAUGAAUCCAACUUACAUGUAUAAAGCUGAAUCAUCUCCUUCAAAUCCUACUUCACCAAGCACUAUAUCCAGUCCCUCUAUUCCUCAUCACUUACAUACAAAAAAUUAUCCAAACACAACUGCACACAAUCUAUUCUAUUCAGAUCAAAUUCUGAAUACAACUAAUACAGCAAUAAAUCUGUCAUCGGUAUUAACAAAUUCCUUUGAAACAUCAACACAGCCAAGCAAUAAUACUUUCGAUUUAUUAAAUAUUAGAAAUUCAACCUUUUGUUCGGAAGCCAACUUAUCUGCAUCCUGCUCAUCCUCUGUGUCAUCGACCUCCUCCGCCUCCUCUUCAUCAUCCACAGCGUCGUCAGGGACAAAUACAGCAUCGAAUUCAACUGACGAACUACCGUCUAUUCAAAUUCCCAUGUUAUACUCAUCAACAUCAUUUGAUAUGAGUCAACAGAAUAAUAGUGCUCCUAUUACUUCUGCUAUUACCACUAUGAUUAACAAUAACUUUGAUUCCACAGAGUCAUUGGAUGAUGUAAAGUAUUCGUAUAUAAGUAAUAUUAAUAAUCACUAUAAUUGUAGUGAUUUAGUGAAUCCACAUAGUUCUACCCCGCUGAAUACCGUUAACUAUGCAAAUAUUAUGAGUUCAUCACCAUCGGGUAAUGGUGAUGAAGAGUAUCAUCAAUUAGGAAGUAAAAGACACCAUCAACUUCUUCCUCCUCACCAUCAACACCAGCAGCAUCAUCCUGAGAAUGAAACACUGGUAACAAAGUCAUCAGAAGAUUUGGAAUCAAACAAUCAUUUUGCAGUAUGCAGUUAUCCUUCAAAUACUUCGUCUUGGAAAAACUCAAAAGAAUUGUAUUUAUCGUCUAUCAAUAGAUCAGUUACUUCUCCAGUGACAAGCACAAAUACCACCAGUGAUUUACAUUCAUCUCCAACUCCAAUGAAUAAAUCAGGCACCCCAGACUUACAAAAUACAACCAACCAGUACAUUUAUCACAAUUCUGGAUUGCUUAAUUCACUAACUAACGAAUUUAUCGAACAGAAGAAUGAUAUUAAGCCGAAUACAAUGAAACAAGAAUUUGAAGUUAAUUCACCAUUACAAAUUCAGUCAAAUCCAGCGACAUUAACAUCACUGACCUGUUCAACAGUCACAACAGCAGCAGAAGCAGAAACGAAGGUCACCACAUUAUCAACACAGAGGCUAGACAAUUCAUCGUAUAGCUUGAAGCAAGAAAAACUACCAUCUCAUGAACACAUUCAAACUUCAUGGUCUAGCUGUAAUUCUGAAUUUUUGAAAUCUGAAUACGCAAAUCAAGAAGAUUCUACUACAUCUUAUCCACUUUAUUUAAAUUAUACCAUACCCAUUGGUAAGAAUACUGAAACCAGUUGCCUUCCUGUGGAUAAAGUGCAGAAUUCCAGUGUAAAAGGAGACGUGAGCGAUACUACUACUACUACUACUACUACUACUAAUACUGCCACUACUAAUAAUAAUAGUAAUAAUAAUAUUAGUAAUGAGAAGUCAGAGGCUAACAGUUCUGAGCCAAAACAAUAUAAUUACCAUGAACAUAAGUAUUACAUUUCUAAAAAUAUACAAAAUAUUACGCAUAAACCAACUUAUCAGAUUGCUUUAUCACUGACAGCUAACUUUUAUCCAACAGUUAAACACAAAGAUAUUAAUUCAGACUGGGAAAUGAAUAAUUCUGAUGACUACAACUAUACUAAACAGGAUAUGUCAAAAUCUACAUUGAAUCAUCUAAAUCCUCUGCACAGUUCUCAUCUUCUGAAUGAACAACAUCAGCAUCAGCAGCAACAACAGCAGCAGCAUGAAGAGCAGUUAAGUGUGACUAAAGAAAAUGAACCAAUUUCAUUGAAUAUGUUGAACAGUGGUCAUUUAAAUUAUUACAGUGAGCAUCAUUCACUUACACAGUGUCCACCUGAUAAUAAUAAUAAUAGUAAUUUUGAUAGGUUACCGUAUUGUAAUGGAUAUAAUCUACCGUCUGUACUUCCUCCUUCUCAUAAUCCUCUUCAACAUGAAAUGAAAUUUCCACCUUUUAUAAUGUCUAAUUAUACUGAACAAAUAAAUCGUAAUAACUAUUAUUUUCCAGAUGAAAUGCAUAGCCAGGAGUCUGAUUUAACUCAGAUGAACAAUAUAAAGUUAAAUUAUUGUACUAGUUCUAUUGAUACUACUAAUGCAAAAGUUAGUAGUACUAACAACAGUAGUAUUGUUAAUCAUGACGUUUUUGAAAAGUAUAAUAAUGAGUCAUAUUUGAAUGCAUAUUCAGCUUAUGCAGAGAGUUAUCCACAAAUACUGAAUUAUCCUCCAGACAGUAAUCAUGCAUCAUCGACAAACUACACAAGUACCUACUUGACUAAUUUAGACAAAGUGAAUAACAGUCUAAGUGGUAUGAAUGAUUCAAGAGACAUGUUCGGUAGUGUACCAAUACAAAAUCCUUUACAAUUGUCUAUGAGUCAGUAUGCUCCAGUUGCCGAUAGUGAUCAUUCCAGUGUACAUCCACUUUCACAUCAACAUCAUACUCAUCAACAUAAUCACCAUUCACUUCUUCAGCACCAUCCGCCGCCUCCUCCUCCUGCUCCUCCACAUCAUCACCAUCAUCAUCAUCAUAAUCAACAACAUUCUGAAGUAAUUGAUUUCAAUUCAGAAUGUACAAAUAGGUUUAUAAAUACACUUAACUAUCGUCCGUCAAGUAAUAUGAAUGAAGAGUACUGUGCAUCGUUAUCACCGUCUUCUGAGUUAUGCAUAAAUAAUUCGGAUCCAUCAAUACCUUAUAAAUAUUCAUCAUCACAUUUAACUUCUUAUGAUCCAAUGACAUUUUUGCAUGAAAUUAAUUUAGCCUCGGUAAACUCAAAUCAAUUGGAUAGAAUCAGUCAUAGUGAACGUGGACAAAAUAUCAACAGUUCUAAUAAUAAUAAUAAUAGUAAUAGUAACAAUAAUAGUAGCAACAGUAAUAAUAACAAUAAUAAUAAUAAUAACAAUAGUCGUAUGUCGGCAUUUAUGGCAGCCGCUGCUGUUGCUGCGGCUGUUUCACAUAAUAAUAAUAACAAUAGUAAUAAUAAUAAUAAUAGCUCGAACACUAAUUUAACAAAUAAUACAAGUAUUAAACGUGCUAAUGCUAAUAUAGAUGGACAGUUUAAUCGACAGACGAAUACUUACAAUUUGUUAGGACAAUCGAAUAAUUUCUUAAUGGUUGCUGCAGCGGCUUCAGCAGCGAAUGACUUAAAUCUAUCCUCAGGUAAUCAAAUUCGUCGACAAAGACGUGAACGAACCACUUUUACACGACAUCAAUUAUUAAUGUUAGAAGAAUUAUACGCAAAAACACGAUAUCCUGAUGUUUAUGUCCGUGAAGAAUUAGCCUUGAAACUACGCCUACCAGAGUCAAGAGUACAAGUUUGGUUUAAAAAUCGUCGAGCUAAAGGACGUAAUCAACAAAGACAAAAUCUUUUGAAUGAGAAUAAUUCAUCAGCUAGAAAUGCAUUAAAUAUGUGUCAAUAUGAUAAUGUGAAAUAA